Sycon ciliatum is the source of this 4019-nucleotide messenger RNA. RefSeq lists its product as uncharacterized. The transcript has 15 exons. Bases 514 to 3312 code for a protein of 932 amino acids. Lineage: Eukaryota; Metazoa; Porifera; Calcarea; Leucosolenida; Sycettidae. The record is from RefSeq and is a predicted model, not a curated record. Gene Ontology annotation, molecular function: protein binding.
AACGUCUAAAGCCAACGUCUUGUCCAUGUAUAUGCUAGGGUAGUGUCAUCGCAGUGCAUGCGUGAUCUGCCAAUAUCAUUCCAUGGAGUGUGAACGGCAUAGUGUGUCCAAGGAUAAAUUGACUUCUACCACAGAACAGUUCGUUCAUUUCCUCAAUGGACUUUUACAGAGGCGCGAUCACUGCACAAUAGAAGGCGAAAUUGAAGCCGUUACAAGUUACAGCACAGUAUACGCACGGCAUUGUGUGAUUUCCUUGCCAGUCGACAGAAAUGAUAGGAACAGAUCGAAAGUUCGUGAGCUGCGAACGACGCUGACCGUUUGGAGUGGCGUGGCGUCGCGUGCCAAACCUGCGAGUACCCGAUACGUUGCAACCGAGCAAUGCGCUCCGAUCGUCCGGACACACGGACAGAAAGAAGGACGAAAAGCCGAACCAAGAAGUGCUGGAGAGAUCAUUCCACAGGCGCUUGCGUCUUGGUGGUGUCCGACUGUCGACUGUCUCCUUAGCCCCGUCUCAUGAUGGCACCUCCAGCUAGCGUGUGCAGACAACGCUGCUGCUGCUGCAGUGGAAUACAGACGAGGUUGUGCAGAAGAACACGGUCACUGCAGAGAUCAGCACGACAUGUCGGACGAAGUCUAUUCUAUGCGACUAUCUACCUGUUGCUGCUGCUAUUGUCUCUGCCGGUAUCCAGAGGACAAGUUCGGGAUUGCUCCACAAUGCCUGGAGGCAUAUUGCUGCGGGCGUUGACGAAACAUAGCGAAGCAACGUGCAAAGCUGAGCAUCAACGACUAUCAGGCCUUGGUCAGAUAUCCGGCUUGGGCUGUGCUGACAUAAAGACACGGAAAUGCUGUCGGUCGUCGGACUGUGGCGAUGUAGGUCAUGUGUGCGACUGUGCAAGCAACUGUGGAGUACGGACAUGCUUCCUGGAUACGACGCAAGCGUUAGGACGUGGCAGGCACUGCAAGCAGCUAUUGCCGCCGGCGCACGGUCGUAUUGUUGUGACCGGUCAUCCUGGCGAGGUUCGGGUGACGUGCAACUCCGGCCAUCAGCUCUCUGGUCCCUCGGUGCUGCAUUGUGAUGGCAGUACUCAGAAGUGGUCACACGACAUGCCAACUUGCAAUGAACUCCUUUGUGAAAUCCCACGGCUCAAGGCUAACAUGUACUUCAAGGCCGGGACAGAAAUCCGAUCGUACGCACGGGGAGAGCAGGUGAAAGUCGUGUGUGACGAUGGCUACCUCAUGGUGAGCAAGAAGAAUGGCUCCAAACUCAAGAAGGGCCGCUACAUCAAGUGCAAGCGCAAUCGCAAUUGGCAGUACCUGAAGAAGCUCAGCUGCAAGCCUGACAGCACGAAUGUUCCGCCGCCUACCUGCUGUCCUCUGCCGGCUGCGCCACUGCACGGCAGCCGUCAGAUUGGAAACACGUUCUGCGAAGGUGACGUUGCCCAGUUCUACUGCAAGGAGUGCUACAGACUGGUCGGACAGAGUGCUCACAGCUGUAUCAACCCGGCCAACUACACGGCACCAAAUGUCAGAUGCGAAGCAAUCACUUGUCGUCGUCCAGAGCUGCCAUUGGGUUUCUCCAUCAUAGGCGAUGCUCGCUCAACGUAUACCUGUGGCGAAGGGCUGCCAGUGGGCUGCACUGGAUCCUCCCCAACGGUGGCACCAAAGGGAAACUUCUUCUGUGAUUCGACGGGAAGCUGGCGUGGACUUGAUAGUCUGCGUGCAUACAUGUGUAAAAGCGUGCCUGGACCACUUGGCCUGACGAUCACCAAUAAGACGACAAACACUGUCUCGCUACAGUGGUACCCACCUGCCAGCGACCCGGCAGACGUUUCCUACUACGUCCUCAAUCACAUACGGGGCAGCGACAGUGCUACCGAUCCCGUGGAGAGUAUGCAGCACGUCCGCGGCCCGGCAAGUGGGCCGGUGACGGCUCAUGUGCGUGCUUUGGAGCCGGACACGCAGUAUCUCUUCAACGUCUGGGCCGUGUACAUGUCCAAAUACAAUAGUAGACCAACGGCUUGGAAAAGUGUCAAUACUCUCACAAUUGUGGUAACUUGUGCCAUGCCAGAGCUACCCAAUGGCAUUGCUGUCCUGGACAAGUCUCAGACAACUUUUCCAAGUGACAGUAGAGUUACACUGCGUUGCUCCGCCAGUUCGCACUCUAACGGCAGUGCUGUUACGCUGUCUCAGUCCAUUACUUGUGACGAGAAUGGCACAUGGCUUGGCAUUGAUCAACUACGGUCGUACUUCUGUCAAGCUCCGCCAAGUCCCAAGCGCUUGACCAUCACGAACAGGACGGCUGUCAGUAUCUCCUUACAGUGGCGACCGCUUCCGCGUUUAACAGCAGACCUCUCUUGGUACACAGUUCAAUUCAAACGGGAUGCCAGCUCUCGUGUAUUGUCAGUCCAGGUGCUGCCAGGGAAGCCGGCAAACGGGACCAUUCUGUGGACAGCUGAUGGCCUGCAGCCAGGCAGCGUAUACCAGUUCCGUGUGUUGUCCGUGUACAACCGCACGUAUGAAAGUCGGGCAACGGAUUGGUUGCCGGCAGAUACUUUGGCACGAGAAAUCCCAGCACCUUCAGGCCUUAUCACUAGAUCCGAGUUAGAUCGAUCACGGAGCACCGCCGUGACACGCGUCUCUUGGUCCCCACCUCUGGACACCACUGGCUUGACCGGCUACAGAGUGUUAUACAGUACGAUGUCGGCGGUUGCAGCACCAUACGUGUCCCAUGGCAAUAUCUCCACAACAUCAAGCAGCAUAGCGCUGGGCGAUCUUCAGCCUUACACCGAGUACACGGUCAGCGUGGCUAGCAUUGCAGGCGCAGGUCUUAGUCGACCUGAAACCAAAGUGUUCACGCUCAAGUCGCCGAUUCUCCGCCCAAGGGCACCACCUGCACCGGUCAUUAGAAUGAACGGCUCGCAAGUACUGAUCUAUCUGCAUGCAUCUCCGGAUGUACACCCCUUUGUGUGGCGGUACUCGCUGCGUGCCAGGUGUGAUGAACGUGACAUUGUCAACAGUCUGGAGGACAACGAGUCGACGGGUGACCUGCAGUGCCCCUCGCACGUCGACAUCACCAUUCACAAGUUCUUUGCUAGCGAGAUAGACUCGGCUGAGAAUGGUUACCUUCUCAUUCGUUUGGACCUUACGCGUGACACUCGCUUUCUUCCCGGCAGACGCUAUCGUGUCCAGUUGAGCGCCAGAACAAAAACGAGACAAUCAACGUGGAGCUCGAAUGGCUACUUCUCGGUCAGCUCUAACGCACAUCAGCCAGCCAACAACGCGGCCAAUUCACACGGGCUUCAUCAACAAUAGAGAGAUCAAGUUUCACUCACCGUGAACAUGGAUGGUUGCAGCUGCCUACACAUUGCAAUACGUCACACAAGUUAGUUGCACGGUUUGUGUCAAGAUGCGCUUAACACGAACUUGAACUCGUGCGUCCACGUACCCCUGUCUACACGUUACAUAACUGUACGUGAUGGCAUUCGGUUUCCUGAAACAUUGUUGCAUGUCUCUGAGUAACACAGAACAUGCUGAACAAAAAUGCCAGGUGCACAAACGGGUAGAGCAUACCGGUAAGUGAUGCGUCCCACAUGUGUGCUGUGUACUGGAAUUAUCUUGAUAUCUUACCUAUCUAUCCCUAGGCGUAUAACCCUCGGGCACCUUUGAGCACAUCACUAUAAUGUUGAUUCAAAAGCAGAUAUGUUUAUGACGCCCUAUCUGACUAUUUGUAUAGGCAUGACUGAUUCUGAUGCCGUCGUUCAAUAUCGCGUAGAGCUAUCACUAUCUAAUUCUGUUGAGACGAUGCAGCCUUUCUUGUAUUUUGGCCCUGGCCAGCUGCCCUGAUUCUGCUGCCAUAUAUCUAGUGAUAUCAAUCUUCAGUAACACUAGUGCAACUGCCACUCCUAUACUAUCAGCGACUAUAUCAGGGUGCCUCCAAUAUUUAUGUCAUUUACAAAAUGGUCUUGAAGUUACAUUGCGCCGAGGAGAAAGCGUGCAAUAAAUUCUCUUUUUGAAUUGUA